Molecule: messenger RNA, 1661 nt
Organism: Truncatella angustata
Lineage: Eukaryota; Fungi; Ascomycota; Sordariomycetes; Amphisphaeriales; Sporocadaceae
Exons: 1
Coding region: 59-1324 (421 amino acids)
Source: RefSeq, a predicted model, not a curated record
GCUCGCCACGGUGCAACUAUCAAGCCAAAACUUUGCUCUUGGUCACAAUCCUGAAGAUAUGAUGACGUCCUGCAAGCUCGAAUCACUACAUACUGAUGUCACCAUUCUUAUUUUAUCCGCAGUCACGUCGCUCGAGGAUCUCAGCGCCCUCAUCCGGGCUUCACCUAUCUUGUACCGGACCUUUCUGUUGGCCAAGACGUCGAUUCUUGCCAAUAUCAGCUAUGGUGACCUCGGACCCGCUAUAAGAGAUGCCCUCAUUCUAGUACACACGGAGAGGCAGCCGUUCUCUUCGGGGGAUCGUAACGUUUACAACAAGAGGGUGGAAGAGACUGUGGCGAACUGGAGAACGCGCCUCUUGUCUAGUAAAGAAGAUUGGUUAAGAGGAGCUUCGGAGGCAGAAGCCGAACAUCUCGUGCGGAUAAACCGGACGGUCCAGUAUUUUGUUGACCUCUACGCGCGUGUCAGGUUUACCUACUUCGAACGAGAACUCGGCUCGAAAGCCGGCUGCUGGGGUUUGAGCAUUACAGAGCGCCAACAGCUAGCGCAGGCUUUUAUCCGUUGCCAAGUCAUACUGAAUCUGUAUUGCGCGCCAGGCCUGCCACCGUUCGACCAGGGAUUUCUCGUCACCCGCGUCUUGGCUCUCUUUGAAGCUUGGGAGAUGGAGCAGAUAUCGCAGGCCGAUACCUUUGCAUAUACCAUGUGCAGCGCCCUAGUCCACUGUGAGAAUACGGAGGCCGGAGUGCCCCCGACUCCAGCGUGGUGGGAUGCCACGCGGCGGGCGCUGCGCGAGGCCGCGCCUAUCGCAGGUGCUGUGCAGGACGGCCCUAUUCCAAGAGGGCGGUACUAUAAGGACUACUACCCAAAGCUGUGGUCGCUGCGGCGCAAGAUCAUCGAGUCCACCUCACACGACCCGGAUCUCAUGGAUCGGAUACUACACUGGCGCGAUGUCACCAACGGCAAAAUGGCAUAUACGCCGUACAAGUUCCUGCACAACAGCCAUCAAUUUCAGUCCGAAUACCAAACUCGACGUCCCCCGCCGCCUUCGAUCCCGUGCAACCUCGCUUCGCAAACGCCAACUCAUCCGCCGUGGGGAUGGGUGGAGGCGAUGGCCGGGCACAUCGGCGAUCGAUGGGGAAGGGACUUACUUCCAUCGCCACCAAACGGUACCGCGGCUGAAAUCUGGCAUGCUACCCAGCAAAAGUUUGAAAAAUGGAGAUGGGCUGGUUUUGUCUUCUGGGAUAUGGAUCGUGCCGUGAUAGUGAAGGAAAAGGGCUUGCUAGGCGAGAACGUGGGCGCCGGCUGGUUGGUCGCACCGUGGGGGUAGUCUGUCAAGACGUUGCAGAAUUCGAGGUCGAAGAGAAGUUGAUGAAAUAUAAACUUUACACAUUUCUUGUAGAACAAAAUAGAAGCGGUAGAGCCGGUUACCUGAAGAGCUUCACAAGGGUCUUUCGGAAGCAUUAUGAGAAGAGAGGGUGGAUACCGUGUGGACUUACUUGAAUCUGCUCGUCCCCUUCACAAUUUGACGCCGUUCCUAGUGUAGUGUUCCGCAAGUGUUCGAGCAGUUCAAAGUUUACUCUCCACAAAAGAGUUAUCUUCGGAGAUGGGUAGAAAUAUAGCUAUGAGCGGCACGCCAAACUUGCGCAAUAUGCGCAGACAUACGG